Trachemys scripta elegans is the source of this 2481-nucleotide messenger RNA. It is a transcript of the gene CA7, whose product is annotated as carbonic anhydrase 7. Bases 23 to 817 code for a protein of 264 amino acids. The transcript is spliced from 7 exons. Lineage: Eukaryota; Metazoa; Chordata; Testudines; Emydidae. Gene Ontology annotation, cellular component: cytoplasm. The record is from RefSeq and is a predicted model, not a curated record. Gene Ontology annotation, molecular function: zinc ion binding; carbonate dehydratase activity. Gene Ontology annotation, biological process: regulation of intracellular pH.
GCAGAGCACAGCAGCCUGCAUAAUGACCGGACACCACUGCUGGGGAUACGGACAGGAUGAUGGGCCUUCUGAGUGGUACAAAUCAUAUCCCAUUGCCCAGGGACAUCGUCAGUCACCUGUUGAUAUAGUCUCCAUGCAAGCAGUUUAUGAUCCUAGUCUGAAGCCUCUUAUUAUCUCAUAUGAAUCGUGUACAUCUCUUGAAAUCUCCAACAAUGGCCACUCAGUCAUGGUGGACUUUGAAGAUGCUGAUGACAAGACAGUGAUCAAUGGGGGGCCCCUUGAAGGUCCCUAUAGGCUAAAGCAGUUUCAUUUUCAUUGGGGAAUGAAGCACAGUCAGGGAUCAGAGCACACAGUUGACAGCAAAUCUUUUCCUUCUGAGCUCCACUUGGUUCAUUGGAAUGCCAGGAAAUAUGCAACAUUUGGAGAAGCAGCAGCAGCUCCAGAUGGCUUGGCGGUAGUUGGUAUUUUCUUGGAGACUGGAGAAGAACAUGCCAAAAUGAACAGACUAACUGAUGCCUUGUAUAUGGUAAAAUUUAAAGGGACAAAAGCUCAGUUCAGAACCUUCAACCCCAAAUGCCUCCUGCCCUCAAGUCUAAAUUACUGGACAUAUCCUGGUUCUCUAACAACACCUCCUCUAUAUGAGAGUGUAACGUGGAUAGUGCUGAAAGAGCCUGUCAGGAUUUCUGAGAAACAGCUGGAGAAAUUCCGAACUCUUCUCUUCACCAGCGAGGGAGAUGAAAGGAUACAGAUGGUGAAUAAUUUUCGCCCCCCUCAACCUCUUAAGGGAAGAAUAAUUCGUGCUUCCUUCAAGGCCUAAAGAAGAAAAUUAAUAAUGAGCUUCAAACUUCCAAGUGCUUCCAUGUCUGAAAGGCCUCACAAGAUCACUGAUCUUCAGAUGACUAUCUCAUUGAGAAAGUAAAACAGCCAUUUCCAUGAACACUUUGUGUUGUGGUGCAGAAAAAAGUCAAUACCUCUUGGUUUUAUGCUUUGCAUGGGCCAGAUCCAUUCUUUUAAAAUAAUUAUUAUGGGAUCUUGUUCUCUUAAAAAGAGAACAUUUUUAAAAAUCAGGAAUAAUUUAGUAAUCCAGGGUGUACUCCAGUAGAAUAGCGUGGUGAUGUUCCAUAUUAUUAACUAUAAUUUUAAGUUUGUAUCUUAAUAUUUUAGAAUGGGAAAUUGCUUGUGCAAUGAUCUAAUAAUAUUGAUGGACACAACUUCUAAUGAUUAGAGCUAUUGUCCAUAAUCUAAUAAAGAGUGGGAUAAUAUUAAUGAGCUCUGACAUUGGAAGAUCAAAGGCUUAGAUCUUCCUGCAUAUUUCCUGUGGAUUCUAUUUAGUUUGACCAGCUCCUCUCGUUUAGAAGAUACUUUGACUAUAUUCUAAUUAGUUGCAGUUGCCUUCUUACAUGCAACCAGAGCCUGAAACAGUAGCACAUACUAAAAAAUAUGUGAUUUCUUCCAUUCACCUCAAAUGGGGUUGACUUUGAAGCCUAAUUCACACAAUUUUAGUGUUAACAUUUUUAAAAUAAUUAUUAUUAAAAAUAACUCACAUUAGUGUUAUAAAAGCACUCAGUGCUUCACAAAUAACCCAUCUCCCUGCACAUCAUUGUACUUUGUACAAACUUUCACCCAAAGCCAGUAGGCCAUGCAUAAAUAUCGGGCCUCAAUGCUUAAUUCAGUUGAAAGGAUGUUCCUUAGGAAUAAGGCUACAUUCAGAUGACUGAGACAGCUGUUACUGUCCUUAAAAUAACUAGAGUAAAUGCAGUGUUUACAAGUGCUUAAUCUUAUUCCACUCUCUCAGAGCAAUGGGGUGGGGGAUUGUGAGAGUUUGCUAGCAGACUUAACCCAGAAGCAGUGAGGGCAGUUGAUUUUUGAAUAAGCAGGGGCCAGAUUGUGAUACUCACACUCAUGAACAGUACUACCUUACCCCACAAGUAGACCCACUGAAGUCAGCGUAUCACAAUAUAUUCAGUGUAAAUAUUUUAACUCUUCCUUGUGUUCACAACUAAAAUAGGAAUAAGGACAAAUCACUGAGAAAACAAACAACCCUGCCACAACAGAAUUAGUACAGAAUACCCCACGGACACCCACUUGGGGUGACCAGACAGCAAGUGUGAAAAAUCGGGACGGGGGUGGGGAGUAAUAGGCGCCAUAUAAGACAAAGCCCCACAUAUCGGGACUGUCCCUAUAAAAUGGGGACAUCUGGUCACCCUACACCCACUUAAAAGUCCUACAGCUGCCUUGUGUCGUGAGUUUGUUUGAUCUUACGAAACUAAGUAGGGUUAGCCCUGUCAGUGUUGGGCUGGGAGGAUUUCUACCUAUAUGCUGCAUUAAAUGGUGCUGGGAUCCUGCAGGUGGUGCUGUUCUGUGGGAGUGCCAGAUGUGUGAAAUAAUGGACGAGCUGCCAUGCUGCUGGAUGUGCUGUCAUUUACUAUGUCGGGUACACGUGUAGCGAUUGUUGUUAUGGCCUGGGUGUUAACCCUUCAA